AUGCAUCCACACCAUGAAGAUACGCUCGCGAUGCAAGCUCUGGCCUUCGACUGGGCACACAGUUAUGAUACCAAGGAUUGGGGCUUAUUAGCCUCGAUCCUGAGCCAUGAGUUGGACGUCGACUACAGUCAGGUGACAGGAUCCAAGUGCAAAACUAUGACCAAAGACGACUUCGUGGCUAUGUUGAGCGAUAAGACACUUCUCGGGAACGAUCUCGUCAGCACACAUCAUUUGAUUGGAGCGAGCAAAUACGAAAUGCUCACGGAAUCAUCUGCCAUUGGUGUGCAUCAGAUCCGCGCCGCCCACCAACGCUACACGCAGUCGGACAAGAAAGCAGUUGCUGCCAAGGGGCAUGGUCACGGCUUGAUGCAACACAAAUAUCUGAAGACUCCGCAAGGCUGGCGAAUCGCUGGCAUACGGCCGAUAGUUUAUUGGAACGAAUACGAUUUUGACAAAAUCUUUGUUUAG
Molecule: messenger RNA, 468 nt
Organism: Ramularia collo-cygni
Lineage: Eukaryota; Fungi; Ascomycota; Dothideomycetes; Mycosphaerellales; Mycosphaerellaceae
Product: related to scytalone dehydratase
Exons: 3
Coding region: 1-468 (155 amino acids)
Biological process (GO): melanin metabolic process
Molecular function (GO): scytalone dehydratase activity
Source: RefSeq, a predicted model, not a curated record